AUGGACGAGAUAUACCAUGAUUCCAUGGCAAUCACCAGGUACAACCAUCACCCAGAUAUUUUUCUAACUAUGAUAGCGAACCCCAAUUGGGAAGAAAUAAGGGGUUCUUUGUUCCAGCACCAGCAUCCACACGAAAGGCCUGAUAUAGUAGCUAGAAUGUUUGAGCUGAAGCGUAAGGCACUAAUGGAUGAGAUACAACAAAAUAAGGUAAUCGGGACAACGGUGACACAUGUAUACACAAUCGAGUUUCAGAAGAGAGGGUUGCCCCACAUGCACGCGCUGAUUUUCUUAGACAAGGCUGAUAAGAUCCACACGCCAGAGAAGGUGGAUAAUAUAGUAUGCGCAGAAUUCCCGGAUGAGGUAGAUGAUCCUCUUCUCUUUAAGACCAUCCAAAAAUGUAUGGUCCAUGGACCGUGUGGUUCAAGGAAACCAGAUGCAUUAUGCAUGAAUGAGGGUAAGUGCGCAAAGAAGUAUCCCAAACAGUAUUCAACAUCCACUUCAUUGCCUGACGAAGGGUAUCCGAUCUACAGACGACGUAAUGAUGGACGAGUAUUUCGCUAUUGA
Papaver somniferum (opium poppy) is the source of this 564-nucleotide messenger RNA. RefSeq lists its product as uncharacterized. The record is from RefSeq and is a predicted model, not a curated record. Lineage: Eukaryota; Viridiplantae; Streptophyta; Magnoliopsida; Ranunculales; Papaveraceae. Bases 1 to 564 code for a protein of 187 amino acids. The transcript has a single exon.